Prorocentrum cordatum is the source of this 943-nucleotide messenger RNA. Lineage: Eukaryota; Dinophyceae; Prorocentrales; Prorocentraceae. The record is from the annotation of a GenBank genome assembly.
CUUGGGUAUAUAGGCGAUGAGCACGGCCACCGAAGUGGACGUGCCCAUAGGAGCGGCCGGCAGGCCGAUCUAGCCCCGCCCGAUGGGGAGGCCCGCCGUGGCCUUUCUCGUGCACCUCGCCGGGAUGCUCUGCCCGCCCCUGGGGUGCGACACGUUACGGGGCGCGCUGCCUGAAGGAUUGCAGAAAAACGAAGGAUUGCAGACGGGGUCGGCGGAUCGCGCCACACGGCCGAGGCAUCGGCAUUGCGGCUCGAUGCGCAGCCCGGAGUUCUCCACGCCGACGGAGGAAAAAUUGCGUAAGCCUUCAUUUUCCCAGGUCCGCGCGGAUUUCUUGGUGGAUCGGCGCUGGACUCCCCUGACGGCGCCUCCAGCGCCGCCCCUGGCGCGCUCCGCGCGCCAGGGAGGGGUGCCCAUGUCAGAUCCAGGACAGCCGCGCGGACCGUCGAGCGCUGGUGCUCGUGCAGUCCUUUCUGGUCCUGCUGGUGGCCGCCGCCAGAGCUGCUGUGCGCGCUGGAGCCCUGCGGGCCACACUUUGCGGGCGCACCUGCGAGGAGGGGGGGGCGCGCAGGGCGGCAGCGCAGUGGCUGGCAGGCCGCCCGCCAGGCAGCGUCUCGACCCCUGACCCUCGCGCCGCGAGCAAAGCCACCGGCUGGCGGUGGAGUGCCGCGACAGUGAAGGGGGCUGCGGCUCAACCCUUGGCAGUCGUGAGCACCACCGCGACGGAAGGUCCAGGGCCCUUCUGAGAAGGCCCCUGCAUUCUGACAAGCCCGCCCACUUUCUCAGAAGGCCGCCCGCCCCGCUGCGCGCGCGGUUCGGAUAAAGCGAGCGUAUUUUGAGGGAAGUGGGUCCCAGGGUUUGUCGCCGUAUUCGGACUCUGGGGGCUUUCCCCGGAUCUCGCGACCGUCAAAAAGCGGCUGGUCGUCUUCCUCAUGGGAGGCUGGUG